Molecule: messenger RNA, 8166 nt
Organism: Misgurnus anguillicaudatus (oriental weatherfish)
Lineage: Eukaryota; Metazoa; Chordata; Actinopteri; Cypriniformes; Cobitidae
Gene: dop1a
Product: DOP1 leucine zipper like protein A
Biological process (GO): Golgi to endosome transport
Cellular component (GO): endosome; trans-Golgi network
Source: RefSeq, a predicted model, not a curated record
UUUUUUGUUUAACGAGGAACUGCUCGCGCAUGCGCAGAAUAGAUCGUCUCACCUGUCAACCUUUCAUCAAAAAUGGAUCUAUCCGCAGAGUAUCGCGCCAGUUUAGACUGAUGUCAACACUGAUACAUUGGUAUAACUCAUGUUUUAAUGAAAGCCGAUAUGUAAUUUCGCCAGCGCUAUCCGGGAACCGUUUAUUGCUGUCACUGGGUCCACCGACGACGGUGACCGUACAUCGCUUACAACCUGUCUGUGUCCAUCCAUCUAUUCAUCCGUCCAUACACCCAUAAGACAAAACAGAAACAGACAACCCCUCAUAGUUCAAACCUCAGACCAAGUCGUCCGAUAACGGUGUGAUGCUCGUACAUGACCUCGGCUUUUAGUCCCAUUGUGCAGGACGAUGAAUGCAGAGGAGUUGGAACUCCUGGGUGACUCGAAGUACAGGAAUUAUGUGGCGGCAGUAGACAAGGCCCUAAAAAACUUUGAGUACUCAAGCGAAUGGGCCGAUCUGAUCUCAGCGCUCGGAAAGCUCAAUAAGGUAUUGCAAAACAAUGGCAAAUACCAGGUUGUCCCCAAGAAACUGACAAUUGGAAAGCGUCUGGCCCAAUGCCUCCACCCGGCGCUGCCCAGCGGGGUUCACCGCAAGGCCCUGGAGACCUACGAGAUCAUCUUCAAGAUCAUUGGACCAAAGCGCCUGGCAAAAGAUCUUUUUCUUUAUAGUUCUGGGCUCUUCCCUUUACUAUCAAAUGCUGCUAUGUCUGUAAAGCCAGUAUUACUUGGGUUGUAUGAGAUAUACUACCUGCCCUUGGGGAAGACUCUCAAACCAGGCCUACAGGGGCUCCUGACUGGUGUACUGCCUGGUUUAGAGGAGGGCUCUGAGUACUAUGACAGGACCAAUACCCUUCUGGAAAAAGUGGCAGCAGCUGUCGAACAGCCUGCUUUCUACAGUGCCCUGUGGGGCAGUAUUCUGACCAGCCCUGCUGUGCGCUUGCCUGGAGUCACUUUUGUUCUCCUGCACCUUAACCGAAAACUUUCCAUGGAGGACCAGCUUUACAUCAUCGGCAGUGACAUCGAACUGAUGGUGGAGGCAGUUAGCACAUCAGUUCAGGACUCCAGUGUGUUAGUGCAGAGGAGCACCCUGGACCUCAUUUUGUUCUGCUUUCCCUUUCACAUGAGCCAGGCGACACGUCCAGAUAUGAUCAGGAUUCUGUCAGCCGCACUUCAUGUUGUUCUGAGGAGAGAUAUGUCUUUGAACCGUAGACUUUAUGCUUGGUUACUGGGUUUCGAUAACAACGGUGUGAAAGCAGGCCCUCGCAGCACCCGACUGAGUAAUCCAGAAGAGCAUGUCACACACUACUUCAAUACUUACUCCAAGGACAUGCUUGUUCAGGCCAUGGUGGGGAUCCUGCAGGGGAAGGCCAGAGGAGGGGAGGAGGAGAGCGUCCUGAUGCAUGACUUAAAGCCAUUUCGCAUCCUCAUCAGCUUGCUCGACAAGCCUGAGCUGGGCCCAGCAAUCUUGGAGGAUGUCCUGAUUGAAGUGUUUCGCACCCUGCACACUCAAUGCCGUGCUGAGUUAGACCUUCAGAACCAAAACCCCUUCAGCAAGGACCAAACUCAGCUUAGCAGCAAACUUCGAGAAAACAAGAAGACGGCAGAACUUAUUAAAACAGCCAACCUUUUGUUUAACUCCUUUGAGCCGUACUACAUGUGGGAUUAUAUUGCACAAUGGUUUGAGGAGUGCUGCAGAUGGACUCAGAGCAGUCAAGUCCCAGGGAAGAAUGUGAAGUCUGAAACUUCAGCACGUUCAUUGGUUGAAUUCUGUGAGCUUGUGGACUUCCUGUUGGACAUUGUUUCUUUGCCUACUAGAAGCAUGAGGGUUAUCUGCCAGGAGACAUACAUAGAGAUCCAGACCGAACAUUUACCUCAACUGCUCCUGCGAAUGGUUUCUGCUCUUACCACACAUCUGCAGGCUCUGGGCCUCGGAGAGCUCACCUACUGUCUUCGCCUCUGCUCAAAGAUCCUCAGCAAAGUUCAGCCCCCAUUGGUGUCACCCCUUGCACUGCCUCCUGGAUCGUCCACAGCGGCCACUACCCCUUCAGCAAGAGACAGAGAGGAGAAAAUGGCGCUGCCAAUUGCACUAGAAGUUCCCAAUGUAUUUGAGGAUGGUGAGAACCCUUCAAGCAGCAGUGGAUUCACAGACUUCAUCCAGUACCGGGGUGAACGUGGGACGCCACCUGAUAGUGUGCCGCACCUUGAGGAUGACUCAUCCAGCCCUGAAGAAGCACCCAAACCGAAACCCAAAUCUGGGAUCAGUAGUUCUGCCCACAGCAAACCCCAGGGCAAGCCAGUGAUGCAGUGCUGCCUCGAGCAUUUCCAGCAGUUCCUUUGUCUCCUCGUGAAGCUUUACAUCAUUCCUGGAGGUCACACAGAGACUGGGAAGGCCUGCAGUGCUGAGAUGGACACUCUUGCAGUGGUAGCCGAUAAAAGAAGGUAUGAUGUUUAUGCAGAGCAGACGUCUUCUGAGCAGAAAGAGUGUCUGGAUGCAUUUACGGCUGCUUGCCAGCUGUUCCUGGAGUGCUCCAGUUUUCCAGUCUACAUUGCUGAGGGCAACCUGAAGUCCUCACCCACCAGAGAAGAGCAGUCAGGUGAAAGUGUUCAGCCAGCAUCUUGGCUUCAGACUCUGAUGGACGCUUGCUGUUCAGCUGCUGAUUUCACUAUUCAGGCAGUGGCUAUCUCUCUUGUCAUGGACCUUGUCGGUCUGACACAAUCAGUAGCUAUGGUGACUGCUGAGCGUGUGGCUAGUCCAGAAUCGGACCAACCAAUGAGUCCUAGCCAAGGGCGCGUUGCGGUGGUGAUUCGGCCCCCACUCACACCGGGGAUCUUGAAGUACAUUGCAGAGAAAACAGAUUUCUUUAAGAAUGUAGCCCUUAUAUUAUGGGAUCAGUUAGGAGAAGCGACCCCCCAGCAUCACAAGCGCAGUGUGGAGCUCUUUUACCAGAUUCACAACUUGGCUCCCUCCCCCGGCAUUUGUGAAGAUGUCAUUAGCCAGCAGCUCAUGCAUCGGGACAAGAGAAUACGCUUGGAGGCCCAUGUAAAGUUCUCUGUCCUGUGGCACUUGACCAGAGACCUGAACAUUACCAAGUCCUCCUCUUUCAAUCGCACCUUUGACAGGUCUCUCUUUAUCAUGUUGGACAGCCUCAGUUUUUGGGAUGGCUCGGUGAGCGCUGUUGGCCGGGCCUGGCUGAACCAAGUUUUGCAGAGACAUGAUAUCGCUCGUGUUCUUGAGCCUCUGCUGCUUUUGCUUCUUCACCCUAAAACCCAUCGCGUGUCCAUCCAGCGUGUUCAAGCACAGCGUCACCUUGCACAGGCCUUUCCCAACCCAUCAGAACAAGAGCCCUCUGACCCCAUUUACAUGAGGGAUGUGAACUGCACUGAUAAUAAUGGCCAGAUCAGUAGCCACAGAGGUGUCCACAUGUCCAGCAGAGGCCUCCUAUUGGAUGACAUGGAACCAUUCAGCCUGACGGUUAACCCCUUAAGUGACAGUCUUUCACUUUUGAGCCUUAGCAGUGAGAACCUGCAGCUCUGUGGUGAAUAUCAACCUCCUGAUCAGCAGGGAGAGGCCCAGAGCUCGGAUUCAAGUGGGUCCCAGUCGUCCACUUUGGACAAUGGGAGCUUUGAUGAACCAGAGGGAGGUAGUAGCACUGUUAAUAUAUGUGGUCAUGAGCUUUGUCGGUCCUCUUCGAUGGAGGAAAUGUGCUUGCACAAGACCGUUUCUGCUGUUCUCGCUGAGGUAGUGGACAGGGUGGUGGAAAUAGUGGAGAAAGGGUCUACCGACACACCAUCAUCUCCUGAGGCAUGGGCUCAGACAGACUCUGAUAGCUCCAACUCCUCCACGGAUAUGUCCACUGAGCCAUGCAUCGCCCUGACCUCCUUCCCCAAUACCCAAGCCAGGACGCUCCCAGAACUGGUUGCAGGAGGGACUUUGGAGUUCCUGGCUGUUGCAUCAAUUGAAGCUUCGGGGGAAGAGGCGCAUCGGGAAGGCAUAGCUCGCCAUAGCUCCUCCCCUUCGAUCGUUACUCUUCCAGACGGCGGCGGUAAUGGAAUCACUGAACAGAGCCUCCAGGUCGAUGACCCACAACGCAAGCGCAGCCACAGCAGCACCCAGCUCAGCCUAAAGGGUAAGAUUAUGGAGCGACUAGUGGAUAAAUCACCAGGGGCCAAGCCCAAAAUCAAGAAGUCCAAAAGGAAAGAAGAUGAAAGGCGUAAGGCCAACCAGGCAGAGAAGAGCCGCCCACCCAGCAUCUUCUUCGGGGACAGUCUCGACUUGGAGAAUUGGUACAGCUGUGGGGAGGGCGAAGUGUCUGAGAUUGAGAGCGAUAUAGGCUCUCCAAGCUAUGGGGCUGCUGGUGGGGCAGGAGGACCUCGCACAUCUGGGUCAUCUGCUCGGUUUAACAUCCAUCCUCUGUACCAGCAUGUUUUGCUUUAUCUUCAGCUGUAUGAUUCCUCUCGUACUCUUCAUGCACUCACUGCCAUUGCAGCCAUGCUUCGUGCCUUACCAGCAGGAUUUGUAAGCGCCAUCUCCACCACAAGCAUAAAUAACACAUACACACCACAACUGUCUCUUCUGCAAAACCUGUUAGCACGCCAUCGCGUCUCUGUCAUGGGCAAGGAUUUCUACUGCCCCAUCCCACAGGACUCUCACUCGCACUCAUUCCGAAGUGCGAUGUUCCUGGAGAUCAUCAUUUCCCUUUGCCUCUAUUUUUUGCGGAGCUAUUACGCGGCCCAUGUCGACGCCACAGCACAGGACCUGGCUGGCAAUCAUUCCAUGCAGCUGACCAGCGUGGAGGUCUUAACGCUUCUUUUCAACGAGCUUUCCAAGGUCACCGGUGGCUCAGCCAAGGGCUUUGCCAGCUUCAUUUGUGACGUGCUAUCCAAAUGCAAGGUGCAGAAGGUAGUGCUGCAUUGUUUGCUCUCCACCAUCUUUAGCGUGCAGAAAUGGCAUGAACAUCGUGUCCGUGGCACCAAUGUGGCGGCAGUUGAGGAGGGCCUUUCAGAGGACAGUGUCAUCAAUCUGUCAGAGGACCAGCUGGAUAACUGCAGCGCCAUACAGUCCCAGCUCCUGCGCUUGUUACAGAGCCUGGUGGUGUUAGAGCACCGUGUGCUAAUCCCAGCGGACGAAGUUGGGGAAGGUGGUCCAGGGACUACUGGGUCUAUUGGAGGAGCUAACGGCCCCGGGUUUGGGUUCGAGCUGAUCGGUGGCGAGGUAGAGCAUGUCAACCCCCAACAACCGAUGACUUCACUCCAGUACUUGCAUGGGCAGCCUAUCACGGCACAAGGGAUGUUUCUGUGUGCAGUAAUCCGGGCCCUGCAUCAGCACCACGCCUGCAAGAUGCACCCACAGUGGAUCGGCCUCAUUACAGCCACUCUGCCUUACAUGGGAAAAGUGCUUCGGCGAGUGGUCGCUUCUGUUACGCUUCAGCUGUGCAAAAACCUUGACAACUUUAUACAGCAAUACCGCUAUGAGACAGGCUUGACAGACACCAGGCCUCAGUGGAUGGCACUGGGUAUUCCUCCUGACCUGAUUCUGACUUUACUAGAAGGAAUGACAGCCAUAAUCCAUUAUUGCCUGCUAGACCCAACCUCACAAUAUUACCAGCUCCAGGCAAAUGUAGAUCAGAAGCAUCUUGGAGAGGCCCGUGCCGGCAUUCUCUCCAUCUUGCACACCAUCAUGUCCUCUGUAACCCUGCUGUGGGGAGUCCUUUAUCUGGUUGACAGCUCCGACAGGCCAGCUGCAGCCUCUGCCUGCUCCUCCUCCAACAUCAACUUAGGAUCUACAAAGAAUCUCCGGCAGCAAAUUCUGGAGCUUCUGGGCCCAAUCUCAAUGAAUCAUGGUGCUCACUUCAUGGCAGCUAUUGCAUAUGUGUGGAAUGAAAGGAAGCAGACCAAAGCUCCAACUAGGAACAAGGUAAUACCCACAGCCAGCGAGGAACAGCUUCUCCUUGUAGAACUUGUUCGUUCAGUAAGCGCUAUGAGAACUGAGACGGUGAUCCAGACAGUGAAGGAUGUCCUUAAACAACCACCAGCCAUCGCCAAAGAAAAGAAGCAUCUUUCCCUGGAAGUCUGCAUGCUUCAGUUUUUUUAUGCUUAUGUGCAGAGGAUUGCAGUGUCUAGUCUGGUUGAUAGCUGGCCUUCCCUCUUGGCCUUGCUGAAAGAGUCUGUACAGCUCAGCUUACCCGCUCCUGGACAAUUUUUGAUACUUGGUGUUCUGAAUGAGUUUAUCCUCAAGAAUCCCACCCUGGAGAGCAAGAAGGACCAACGAGAGCUACAGGAUGUAACCCAUAAGAUCGUAGAGGCCAUUGGCACUAUUGCUGGCUCAUCUUUAGAGCAAACCACAUGGCUGAGAAGAAACCUGGAGGUCAAACCUUCUCCUCAGAUCAUGGUGGAGGGUGCCAGUCUGGAGGCGGAUGUAGAAGGUGAGGGUGGAUAUAGUCUCAUGUGUCAUGCACAGCUGCAUGGAGAGUCGCUAACCAACAGUAUGUGCUUUUCAGACCUAAUGCUUACAGUGAUGGAGGCAUCCAGCUUCACUCCAUCUGUUUACAGCGUUCAUGCCCUCACACUGUUGGCAGAGGUACUUGCUCAUCUAUUAGAUAUGGUCUUCUAUAGUGAUGAAAAGGAGAGAGUUAUCCCUCUGCUGGUCAACCUCAUGCAUUAUGUGGUGCCCUACCUGCGCAACCACAGCGCUCACAACGCCCCCAGCUACCGUGCAUGCAUACAGCUGCUGAGCAGCCUUAGCGGAUAUCAGUACACACGGAGAGCCUGGAAGAAAGAAGCUUUUGACUUGUUUAUGGACCACACGUUUUUCCAGAUGGACUCCUCGUGUGUUAGCCACUGGAGAGCGAUUAUAGACCAUCUGAUGACUCAUGAUAAAACCACAUUCAGAGACCUGAUGACCCGAGUUGCCGUGGCCCAGAGCAGCUCCCUGAGUCUUUUCACCAAUCGAGAUGCAGAGCUUGAACAGAGAGCCAUGCUACUCAAAAGACUGGCCUUCACCAUAUACAGCAGUGAGGUAGACCAGUAUCAGAAGUACUUGCCGGACAUCCAAGAGCGUCUUGUGGAGAGCCUGCGACUUCCUCAGGUGCCCAUCCUCCAUGCUCAGGUCUUCCUCUUCUUCCGAGUGUUGCUGCUUCGCAUGUCACCCCAACACUUGACCUCACUCUGGCCCACUAUGAUCACCGAGCUGGUUCAGGUGUUUUUACUCAUGGAGCAGGAGGUCACUGCAGACGAGGACAUCACCAGAACCUCGGGCCCCUCAGUAGCAGGGCUUGAAACGACCUACUCAGGGGGCAACGGCUUCUCUACCUCCUACAAUAGCCAGCGCUGGCUCAACCUCUACCUGUCUGCCUGUAAGCUGCUGGAUCUAGCCCUCGCUCUGCCUUCUGAGAGCCUGCCUCAGUUCCAGAUGUAUCGUUGGGCAUUCGUCCCUGAGGCCUCGGAUGACUCUGGUAUGGAGGUCCGCAGACAGGGGACCCAUCAGAGAGAGUUCAAGCCCUAUGUUGUUAGAUUGGCGAAGCUUUUGAGAAAAAGGGCCAAGAAAAAUCCAGAGGAGGAUUGCUCCACUCGCACUUUGUCCUGGGAGCCUGGACAGCUCCUGCUUACCCUAUAUGUGAUCCGCAGCAUGGAACAGCUCCUUCCCUUCUUUAACCUUCUCAGCCAGGUUUUUAGCAGUAAAGGCAGCAGCCGCUCAGGAUCAUACCACAGCCCAACUUCCAUAGACGGCCCAUUCCCUGGAAAGGACGGCAAACUGGAAAGCCAGAAAGUGUUCUGGAGCCGGGCCAGACAGAACAUUGAGGAGAUGGUUGAGAAGGACUUUUUAGAGGGACUCAUUAAAACGUGACCUGAGAUGAACAAAAAUUGAAACUAACACCAUCUUUUAAAAAACACCAUCUUUUCUGAAAAAAAGAAAAAGAAAAGUUUGUACAUUUUUUUGUUUUUCUAAUUAAUGUAUUUUCCCCAAAAUUAUACUAUUUAAUUUAAUGUCUUUUACUUGUAAAUAUAGACACCUGUAUUCAAUUUUUCAUUUGUUUGAGCCCAUAGGAUAAUAUGAAGAUACUGUGCCAUUGCAUAUUGUGGUGACUUGUUUAAUAAAGAGACAUAUCAGUUGAAUUUAAA